Purpureocillium lilacinum is the source of this 1947-nucleotide messenger RNA. The record is from RefSeq and is a predicted model, not a curated record. NCBI's taxonomy places the organism in Eukaryota, Fungi, Ascomycota, Sordariomycetes, Hypocreales, Ophiocordycipitaceae.
AUGGGUGCCCGAGCCCCGAAGUUGCUUGUCGCCCUUGCGCUGGGCAAGACCGCGUACUCUGCCGCAAUAAACAGCAGCGCAACCAUCACAGCCGCGCCGACUCUUUCUACAACGGUAGCUCCCGGCGAUGUGCAGUAUUACUGCGAUGGCACGAGCAUCCCAAUAAUCGUGGGUGGCCUGUAUCAGGGCCUGUAUACCUCGCCCGACUUGCAAUGCCAGUGCAUGAAGUCUCUGAACGACUGGGUUUCCGACACGGGCACACAUACAAUCACGAGAACCGAUGCUACCGGAGCGACUACAAUCACGGAAACCAUCAGUGGAACGCCGACCACCAGAACAACCGCUGCCCUGAGUACUUUCACCAUAACAGUCACAGGGAAUGGUAUCGGUGCUGGAAUACACGCCGACCAGUGUGCUAUUCGUGCACCGUUCAAGCGUCGACAGUUCAUCUGGUCCACUGGGCAAGCAUUACAGCGCCUCGUGCUUCAACCCUUUACAUCUCCCAGCGUUUACAUUGGCUUUUCUGCACUGUCUGCGUACGACUACUGCGGAAAGGUCGGUCGAGCCUAUUACAACACUACGGUCGCAUUUGAUCCCACUGAGUUGUCGACCGUGGUGUUUUCGCCAACAGGCACCAGCACUUACACGAGAGAUGUUGGUACGGGUGGCGCCCCCGUUAUCAGUGUCAUCACGAGCACCUGGUAUACGGUCGUUGGCUCGGCGCCUCUCAACUUUGCCGAUGUGGCCCAAAAUUGCUCGACCAAUUCGGGUUAUACUUACGUCCCAGGCGCCCCGUCCGCGGCUUUUGACUCAACUCCCGAUGCUUGUCACCCUACAAUCAUCUUGCCGUCCAAGAUUCGGAGUCUGGACCCGGCGUGGGUGUCAUGUGUCCCGGACAGAAUCGGAGGGUUCUACGACCCGCCCUCGGCUCUCACGCCAGUGAGCGUUCUGGUGCCCACGUCCACCAGCGCGCCGCCACCAGCGACAACACAGGUCCCACCGUCCGAGACUACCCCAACGCUUACACCUCCAUCUGUCCCGACCACCACGCAGCCUCCUCCCACUCAGCCUCCGACUCAGCCUCCUCCAAGCUCAACCGACACACCGUCAAGUCCAGACCCGCCAAGCUCUUCGCAGGCACCGUCAACACCAGACCCGCCAAGCUCUUCGCCGGACGUUCCGACGCAAGAUCCUCCAAGCUCUUCUCAGGGUAUUCCUACCCAGGACCCAGCAGGCUCCUCGCAGAACCCUCAGCCUAGCCCGAGUGGCGGCAACGGCAACACAGGAGGAGAUGGUAACAGUGGCAAUGGUAACACUGGCGGUAACGGUAACACCGGAGGCAACGGCAAUAAUGGAGGCAACGGCAACACUGGUGGCAAUGGCAACACCGGUGGGGAUGGCAAUAGCGGCGGCAAUGGCAACACUGGAGGCAACGGUAGCCCGGGAGACAACAAUAACGGGAGCGGCAAUGGCAACGGCAAUGACGGCGGCAGCAACAACAACGGACAGACUGGGAGUGACCCCAACGGCAACAACGGCAAUCAUGGCGCAUCUUCGCCCGCCGGCGGUGAUGGGAGCGCACCUCUCACCCCCGUUCACGUCAUCCCAGUGGGCUCAACCACUCUCACCGCGAACUCGCAGUCUCAAUUCGUUGUUGGUUCGACAACUCUCCUUCCUGGCGGUCCGGCGGUGACGCUGGGAGACUCGACGAUUUCCUUGCCAAUUUCUGGCUCCAGCGUUGUCAUCAACGGCGCUACAACGGAGAUGGGAACCGUCACACUUACGCCAGAGGGGUCAGGCUCCAAUGUCCCAGGAGUGACUGGCAGUGUUCCCGGCGCAUCGGCCUCUGUAUCGCCCCCUGUUGUCACCGCGGCGGCUUCGCAUCUCAGCCAGCAAAGGGGCCUUGCCCUUGCAGUAGUGGCAGCAGUCUUUGCGGCUGCAUUGUAA